AAUUGAGUCUCAGCUGCUGCGGUGUCUCUCUCCGCACAUCGCAUUGAGAAGCCCAGGACCCCAUUGAAAGCAUUUCGCAGUGUUACUCAUCGCAACCGCAGUGUGUAGCAGGGAGCAUUGAGAACCACACUGGCCACCAAUACGAGAGGCUUGGCAACGAGCUAUUGUGUGUGUGCACUGUGUGAUUCCUACUGCAACCAGACUCGAGGAGGAGAGGAUCGACCGGGCAGGUUACACGUGAAUCGGCGGUGUUUUGGAUUCUAGGGUGUUUGCGCAGGAAACGGCAAUCCGACGCCAGUGACCGGGCAGGUGAUGCUUGCUCACGUAAGGCGCACGCGUGUGCUGAGGGGCGCAGGGGAUUCGACUGGAGGGUGCGCUCCACUGUUGCACCGCCUCACCGGAUAACAGCGAUCUCAUCCUGUCUGGUCUUUCCCCGGGGUCCUCUCUUUUGAUAGCGGAUUUACCAGACAAAUAAUUUUUCUUCCUCCGUUUUUUCCCCCCUCUCAAGCCAGACGUGGGAUCAAGGUCCUGAGCUUGCGUGGAGUGUUUAUCAUUUAUUUUGAUUUUGCCCCUUUAAGCGCACAAGCUGUAAGCGCAAAAGCUUUUUUCCCACCCGGAGAGGCAAUGUGCCCACCCAUGCGAUGCUAGCCUAUUAGCUGGGGGGAGAGAGAGAGAGAGAGAGAGCGGCGGGGAGGAGAGAGGGAGAGGUUUCAGUCGGGAAGUCAAGGGAAGACUAAUUUACGAGUCUUGCUUUGCCUUUUAGGAAAGAGCAGAAGAGGCGGAGGGUGGUUGGCAAAGGAGAAUGCAGCAGGCACAUUUUUUUAAGAAUGCAGGAGAAGCGGGCCGUUUCCGGUUCCUAAGCUAGGGUGCGAUAGCGUGUGUGUGUGUGUGUGUGUGUGUGUGUGUGCGCGCGCGCGUGUGUGCGUGCGUGCGUGUGCGAGUGAGCGCAUGUUGAUUUUCGCGCGUGUACGCGGGUGCGAGUGAGAGUGUGUGUUAGCGUGUUAUUGAGUGUGUGCCUCUCAUCCGAGGCCAGCAGCCGUAUGGGGAAAGCGGCGGCACACACAGAUGGCAUGGACACUUCCACAAGGUCUGCCGCUCUGCCUCUGCCCUGCCUCCCUUGCCGGAGCUUGUUCGCAGCCGUCUCUCUCUCGCAGCUCCCUCCGCCGCCUAGCAGCACUGCACCACAGCACAGGGUGACGGUAUGAGGCUUGAUCCAGUGCAUUUCUCCAUGCUGGUCAUCGGGGUCUCGUUCGCCUGUUACGCCCCGAGUCUCAACUCCCUCCAGGACCAGGCGUACCGAUCAGCUGUGGUCAUUGAGGGCGAGGUGCGCUCCUCCCCGGAGAACGUCUCCUCCCGCGAGCCAUACAGUGUGAAUGUCAAAGUGCUGGACGUGUGGCCCGUCAACAGCGGCGGCCUCGAGAGGGAGCAGCUCGUCACCGUCGGGGACUUUAGUUCCGAACCCCCAUGCACCACGGUGGAGAAGGACCACAGAUAUAUCUUUUUCAUGGACCCGACCGGGGAGCCCUACGUGUUCAAGGCGUCGUACGCCCCCGUGGAUGCCAGUGAGCCGGACCUCAAGAAGGAUGUGGAGAGAGUGUUGUGCGAGGACUGCGCCUCUGUUCCAAAGCUGCGACUGAUGCGAGGCCAGUCUCUGAUAGAAGGGGACAAACUGUACUUGAAGUGCGAGGCGUCAGGGAAUCCAAGUCCAUCCUUCCGCUGGUACAAGGAUGGACAUGAACUUCAGCGAGGGAGAGACCUCAGAAUAAAAACCAACAAAAAAAACUCCAAGGUGCUGAUCAGCCGAGUGCGCGUGGAAGACUCUGGAAACUACACUUGUGUGGCUGAAAACUCAGUUGGACAAGAAAACGUCACAAGUAUUAUCAGCGUGCACAUCUUAACCACCACCACCUUGUCCCCGGGUGUGAGUCAUGUGAGGCACUGCAACGACACGGAAAAGGCCUACUGCAUCAACGGUGGUGACUGUUACUUCAUACAUGGUAUUAACCAGCUUUCUUGCAAGUGUCCCAAUGACUAUACGGGGGACCGCUGUGAAAACUCCGUCAUGGCCGGUUUCUACAAGCUUCUCAGAAUUGAAUUUAUGGAGGCCGAGGAGCUUUACCAAAGGCGGAUGCUGACCAUCACAGGAAUCUGUGUGGCCUUGUUGGUGGUUGGCAUCGUUUGUGUGGUGGCCUACUGCAAAACCAAGAAGCACAGGAAGAAGAUGCAACAUCAUCUCCAUCAGAACCAGAACCAAUGUGUGGAGCAACCGAACCGCAUGCUGGCCAAUGGGCCCAAUCACCCCGGGCCUGGUCCCGAAGAAAUCCCCAUGGUUGAUGUGAGUCCAAACAGUAGAAACAUACAGCAAAGACAGGUACAGUACAUCUCCAAGAGUGUCCCGACUACAGAGUGUGUCAUCAGCCACGGCGCUGAAGGUGCUGGCAACUACGCAGGCAGCAGAAUGUCGACCCGCUCACAUCAUUCAACCACUGCCUCACAUGCAUCCAGACACGAGGAGCAGACGUGGAGCAUGGAGCGAACAGACAGCAUGAAUUCAGACUGCCAGUCUGGUGGCCUGUCCAGCUCUGUUGGAACCAGUAAAUGCAGUAGUCCAGCUUGCAUGGCAAGGAGAGCCCACUGGCGUAGUACAGAUGUCUUCAGUCCAGGAAUGCAGUAUGGAGAUUCCUACGACUCGCUAAGGGAUUCACCUCACAGUGACAGGUAUGUGUCUGCGCUGACCACACCAGCCCGCUUGUCUCCGGUGGAGUUCCACUACCCGUCGCUGCCGCCCCAGGUUCCUACCUUCCACAUCACAUCACCCAACACAAGCCAUGCCCUCUCCCUACCACCUGCUGCCACAGCCUACCACAGAGAUGACGACCAGCCGCUGCUAAGAUGCCCUGAUGAUCGCAGUUUGUACAGGCAGCCUCGACGACCGCGUCGGCCCUACCUGACAGAGAGCACAGGGAGUCUCCCAUCCAGUCCCUACCGUCUCCCCGAUGAAGAGGCCUAUGAGACCACGCAGGAGUACGCCUCCUCAAGGGAGCCCAUCCGAAGUCGACGGCGCCCGCGACGCAACCGCCUCAACGGACUCGUAUCUCAGAGGUCAGCGGGCUUACGGGACUACAGGUCACAGAGCUUCAGCCAAUCAGAGGAGGAAGAGGACGAGGAGGAGGAGGAGGAGGAGGAGGACGAAGCUCAAGGGGAGCGCACGCCUUUCCUCAGUAUGCAGAACAUGAACAUGGACCUGCCUUUGAGUGCGCCGGGUUUCCAUACAUCGUCAGGGGCCGACACACGGACUCACCGCGGGCUGAGUCGGCCGGGGAAUCGAAGCAACGGGCAUAGUCGUGGCUCACAGUCGCAGCGCUUCAAGUCAGACAACAUGCCCCUUUAAGACUACCGCCCCCCCAUCAACCCCCUUGCCCACACAUGCAGCCCUGCCCUCGCCCCCCCCCCCCCCCCUCCACACACACACACACACACAACAGUCCACUUCGCACACACCUCUUCCUUCUUCUGGACUAGAGACCUGCACCAAGGAGAAAUAUUUUUAUUUUGUAUAACAAACAGAUAUUGUUAACAAAUUAAAUAUUUAUUUUCAUUUCAGCAAAAAUUGUCUACUAGCUAACAGCAAAGACUUUUUUAUAACGGGGGGAAAUAUUUAUAUGUAAAGGUUUUUUGAUUUACAACGGUAUGAGAGAUGAAAAUAUGAGAAUACGUGCCAAUUUUUUUCACAAGUUAAAUAGAAUAAUAUUGUGGUGCCUUUUGCUGUAUGCUGAAGUCGGAGGUCCCAUUGAGUUUUGUAGCCUUUCUUAUGAAGACUUCUCAUUUUUAUAUAGACUGACCCUCUUCCUUACUUUUGCUUUGUUUUGUUUUUUUUCUCUUAUUUGGGAUCCUCCUCUUUUUGAACUGUGAUCUGAUUAUGUCAUUGUGCAAUAUUGAGUCCUUCUGUGUCAAAGGUGUCUGUUUACAUAGUUUUGAUUCACGCAAGGCGCUCAUCUCACAGACAGGGGUCACUGACGCAUUUGGGUGUGCUGGGUACUUUCGUCACUUUGCAUGAACAUGCAUCAUUCAUUUACAUUUCUGCUCACUGUCUUAUUUGUUUAUCCUGCGAGAAGUGGAACUGUGAACGGGGAUACGACGUCACACUCUCAUGGGCGUGAUCAGGGUGCUGCCAUAACACGGGUUGGCUUUGAGUAUGUGUGUACAGUGUGCGUGCAGCUCAUCGCGCCUCUUAUGGGUGAUGUCUUGUUUCACUAGCGCCUUCCUUUCACCAAUCCUCGCGCUGCCAGAAGCUCCAUUGCACUGACCCUUCCCUCGUGAGCAGGCAGGGAGCCGCCCACCGAAACCCACCAGUUGAAAUGCAGCCUGAUUCUGGCCUCCUGUGGACUGCCAAGCCCACAUAUUUCCUAUGCCAGCAGCUUAGAGCCGCACUGUGUCUCAGGACUUCCCCAUCACUUCAUCACAGUCAAAAGACUUGAGCGGAGAGAGCUCGUCAUGUCAACAACCUCUCAGUUCGCAGGCCAGAAUCAGCUCCCCCCUCACCCCCCUCUCCUUGACCAAAUCUGAUGCGUUCAGGUCAGGGCCACGGUUUAGAAUGUGGGCGGAGAAAAUGGAAGAUUCCUUUUGAUUUAUUUUAUUUUAUUUAUUUUUACAUCCAGAGGCUGUCGCGGUGUGAAAGUAGCCACGCAUGUUGCUCAUGAGACCACAUCUGUUCAUUUCUGAAGCAGGGGCGUAGCACAGAAUUCAAGGCUCACCCUGGGUUCAUUUCUAUUCGCACUACUGGGAUGUUUGAGAAAUUCUGAGAAGUCAUCACCUUUCGCUGCUCUCAUGGCAAUGAAAAUGAUUCAUAUUACGGCUGGCUGUACUUGUCAUUAAGCUCCAAGCCGAUCACUGGUUUAACGGUAAUUACUGCAUCCUUGAUAUGUAUUUCAAUCCUUUUCUUGGUAAACCUGUGUUGCUUGGUCAUGUUGACUGAAUGCUGCAUUCUCCGUAUGACUCCGCCUGCCCCUUCCGCCAUUCCCACAUAUUCACAUGUGUUUCUUUACCCCUUUGGACACCUUCAGAAGCAUUGGUGAAUCAAGGCCCCAUCUUAUGCACAGUAUAAUCGUAGGGUGAUGACGCCAGAAACAUUUUGAAUAUGUACAAUGCAUUGGGUCUCGCGAGUCCUCCAGGUUCAACGUGUUAAAUUACAUUAAUCUUCACACUCCUAUAUUGUUUUCACCCGGGAGAUGCAUGCAUCACGGCAAAAAGUAUUUUUAAAAAGAGGAAUCCCUUCAAAUUCAUGGGCUAUCAUAUGAGAAUGAUCAAUAUAAAAACAUGAUUCGGCUUCACGGCUCUGAGUUCUGCCUAGUUUUGUCUAAUCACUGUAAUCAGUCUUGGAUUUGCAAUGUGGAAAUAACUAAGUGAGGAUAGCGUGCGUCUAGACCUAGUUGAAUUAUGAACACUCCCACCCUCUUUCUACUCAUCUUAUACCCCUCCAACAUUGACUUACACUCAUUUCAUUCAGCACUGAGCAACAACACUUACAAGUACGAGGACACACACAAACACAUGCAAUGCCCUUCCAUAUUUGUGUAUGUCACGCAGUUUGGCUCUAUCAUAUAUAUUUUUUUCAACCAAGUCCUUUCUUCUCCUCCCCCCUGCAUGUCCUAGUGGUAAUGGUAGUUGGGUGCAUGGAUUAAGCAGUCAGCAAACUGUUUCUUUCUCUUUUUCCACUUGGUGAAAAAAUGUAUAUUCAUUUUAACAUUCAGCAAUAAAUCCCCUUAUCUUCAUGUC
Messenger RNA from Hippocampus zosterae (dwarf seahorse), 5775 nucleotides. RefSeq names its product pro-neuregulin-2, membrane-bound isoform-like. Gene Ontology annotation, biological process: nervous system development; animal organ development; intracellular signal transduction. Gene Ontology annotation, molecular function: signaling receptor binding. The coding region runs from base 1202 to 3391 and encodes 729 amino acids. The transcript is spliced from 12 exons. The record is from RefSeq and is a predicted model, not a curated record. NCBI's taxonomy places the organism in Eukaryota, Metazoa, Chordata, Actinopteri, Syngnathiformes, Syngnathidae.